Messenger RNA from Hyaena hyaena (striped hyena), 5927 nucleotides. Its product is annotated as myosin-13-like. The transcript has 40 exons. Gene Ontology annotation, molecular function: cytoskeletal motor activity; actin filament binding; ATP binding. Gene Ontology annotation, cellular component: myosin complex. NCBI's taxonomy places the organism in Eukaryota, Metazoa, Chordata, Mammalia, Carnivora, Hyaenidae. The record is from RefSeq and is a predicted model, not a curated record.
AAACUCAGAAAUGGAUAGACUCGGAGACAGCAAGCCACAACCACUGCAAAGGCCUGCCUUCUGGGGCUGUGGAGCGUUUUCACCCAGAUCGGAGGUCACAGGUGCAUCCAGGGGACAAUGCUAACUCUCUGACUGCCUACCUGCCCCGCAGCCUCUGAAGAGCCCCCACUGCAGUCAUGAGUUCUGAUGCCGAGAUGGCCAUUUUUGGAGAGGCAGCUCCCUACCUGCGGAAGCCAGAGAAGGAGAGAAUCGAGGCACAAAACCGCCCAUUUGAUUCUAAGAAAGCCUGCUUUGCAGUGGACGAUAAGGAAAUGUACGUGAAAGGUAUGAUCCAGAGCAGGGAAAAUGACAAAGUCACGGUCAAGACCCUGGAUGACCGGACACUCACCCUGAACAGUGACCAAGUCUUCCCCAUGAACCCUCCCAAAUUUGACAAGAUCGAGGACAUGGCCAUGAUGACGCACCUGCACGAGCCUGCCGUGCUGUACAACCUCAAAGAGCGUUACACAGCCUGGAUGAUCUACACCUACUCGGGCCUCUUCUGCGUCACCGUCAACCCCUACAAGUGGCUGCCGGUGUACAACCCCGAGGUGGUGGCCGCCUACCGAGGCAAGAAGCGCCAGGAGGCCCCGCCCCACAUCUUCUCCAUCUCCGACAACGCCUAUCAGUUCAUGCUGACGGAUCGAGACAAUCAGUCCAUCCUCAUCACCGGAGAAUCCGGGGCGGGGAAGACGGUGAACACCAAGCGCGUCAUCCAGUACUUUGCAACAAUUGCGGUCACUGGAGACAAAAAGAAGGAGCAGCAGCCGGGCAAGAUGCAGGGGACCCUGGAAGAUCAAAUCAUCCAGGCCAACCCCCUGCUGGAGGCCUUUGGAAACGCCAAGACCGUGAGGAACGACAACUCCUCGAGAUUUGGCAAAUUCAUUCGGAUUCAUUUCGGAGCCACGGGAAAGCUGGCAUCUGCGGACAUUGAAACCUAUCUCUUAGAAAAAUCCAGAGUGACAUUUCAGUUGUCCAGUGAGAGGAGCUAUCACAUUUUUUACCAAAUCAUGUCAAACAAGAAGCCAGAACUAAUCGACUUGCUUCUCAUUUCAACCAAUCCCUUUGACUUCCCCUUCGUGAGCCAAGGAGAGGUCACCGUGGCCAGCAUCGACGACAGUGAAGAGCUUCUGGCGACUGAUAAUGCCAUCGACAUCCUGGGCUUCAGCUUAGAGGAGAAAGUCGGGAUCUACAAGCUGACGGGCGCUGUGAUGCAUUAUGGGAACAUGAAGUUCAAGCAGAAGCAGCGGGAAGAGCAGGCGGAGCCGGAUGGCACGGAAGUCGCUGACAAAGCCGGAUACCUGAUGGGCCUGAACUCCGCAGAAAUGCUCAAGGGCCUGUGCUGCCCAAGGGUGAAGGUUGGGAACGAGUAUGUCACCAAAGGACAAAAUGUCCAGCAGGUGACCAACGCGGUGGGAGCUCUGGCCAAGGCCGUCUACGAGAAGAUGUUCCUGUGGAUGGUCACCCGCAUCAACCAGCAGCUGGACACCAAGCAGCCCAGGCAGUACUUCAUCGGGGUCCUGGACAUCGCCGGCUUUGAGAUCUUUGACUUCAACAGCCUGGAGCAGCUGUGCAUCAACUUCACCAACGAGAAGCUGCAGCAGUUCUUCAACCACCACAUGUUCGUGCUGGAGCAGGAGGAAUAUAAGAAAGAGGGCAUCGAGUGGGAGUUCAUCGACUUCGGGAUGGACCUGGCUGCCUGCAUCGAGCUCAUCGAGAAGCCCAUGGGCAUCUUCUCCAUCCUGGAGGAGGAGUGCAUGUUCCCCAAGGCCACGGACACCUCCUUCAAGAACAAGCUGUACGACCAGCACCUGGGCAAGUCUGCCAACUUCCAGAAACCCAAGGUGGUCAAGGGCAGGGCAGAGGCGCACUUCUCGCUGGUGCACUACGCGGGCACCGUGGACUACAACAUCGCCGGCUGGCUGGACAAGAACAAGGACCCGCUGAACGACACCGUGGUCGGGCUGUACCAGAAGUCCUCGCUUAAGCUGCUGUCCUUCCUUUUCUCCAACUACGCAGGUGCAGAAGCAGGUGACUCCGGGGGAAGUAAGAAGGGCGGGAAGAAGAAGGGCUCCUCUUUCCAGACUGUGUCCGCUGUGUUCAGGGAAAAUUUAAACAAACUGAUGACCAAUUUAAGGAGCACCCACCCUCACUUUGUGCGAUGCCUGAUUCCCAACGAGACCAAGACUCCUGGCGUGAUGGACCACUACCUGGUCAUACACCAACUGCGCUGUAACGGGGUCCUCGAGGGCAUCCGGAUUUGCCGGAAAGGAUUCCCCAGCCGGAUCCUCUAUGCUGACUUUAAACAGCGCUACCGGAUCCUCAACGCCAGUGCCAUCCCCGAAGGGCAGUUUAUUGAUAGCAAAAACGCUUCUGAGAAGCUUCUGAGCUCCAUCGACGUGGACCGCGAGCAGUAUAGGUUUGGCCACACCAAGGUGUUUUUCAAAGCCGGACUCCUCGGACUCCUGGAGGAGAUGAGGGACGAGAAGCUGGCGACCCUGAUGACACGCACGCAGGCCAUCUGCCGGGGGUACCUGAUGCGGGUGGAGUUCAAGAAGAUGAUGGAGAGGAGGGACUCCAUCUUCUGCAUCCAGUACAACAUCCGCUCUUUCAUGAACGUCAAGCACUGGCCCUGGAUGAACCUGUUCUUCAAGAUCAAGCCGCUCCUCAAGAGCGCGGAGGCCGAGAGGGAGAUGGCCACCAUGAAGGAGGACUUCGAGAGGGCCAAGGAAGAGCUGGCCAGGUCGGAGGCUCGCCGGAAGGAGCUGGAGGAGAAGAUGGUGUCCCUGCUGCAGGAAAAGAAUGACCUGCAGCUGCAGGUCCAGUCUGAAACAGAAAACCUGAUGGACGCCGAGGAGCGCUGCGAGGGGCUCAUCAAAAGCAAGAUUCAACUGGAAGCCAAAGUCAAGGAGCUGAGCGAGAGACUGGAGGAGGAAGAAGAGAUGAAUUCGGAGCUGGUGGCAGAGAAGAGGAGCCUGGAAAAUAAAUGCUCAUCCCUCAAAAGAGACAUCGACGAUCUGGAGCUGACCCUGACCAAAGUGGAAAAGGAGAAGCAUGCCACUGAGAACAAGGUAAAGAAUCUUUCUGAAGAAAUGACAGCACUCGAGGAAAACAUUUCCAAAUUGACCAAAGAGAAGAAGUCCUUGCAGGAGGCCCAUCAGCAAACGCUGGACGAUCUCCAGGUUGAAGAAGAUAAAGUCAACGGUCUAAUCAAAAUAAACGUGAAGCUGGAGCAGCAAACCGAUGACCUCGAGGGCUCCCUGGAGCUUGAGAAGAAACUGCGGGCAGACGUGGAGAGAAUGAAGAGGAAGCUGGAAGGGGACCUGAAGAUGUCCCAGGAAUCCAUCAUGGAUCUGGAAAAUGACAGGCAGCAAAUAGAGGAGAAAUUGAAAAAGAAGGAGUUCGAAAUCAGUCAGUUACAAACCAAAAUUGACGACCACCAAGCGCACAGUUUGCAAUUACAGAAGAAGAUCAAAGAACUGCAGGCCCGCAUCGAGGAGCUGGAGGAGGAAAUCGAGGCAGAGCGGGCCUCCAGGGCCAAAGCAGAGAAGCAGCGCUCAGACCUCUCCCGGGAACUGGAGGAGAUCAGCGAGCGGCUGGAAGAAGCCGGUGGCGCCACUUCUGCCCAGAUCGAGAUGAACAAGAAGCGAGAGGCCGAGUUCCAGAAGAUGCGCAGGGACCUGGAGGAGGCCACCCUGCAGCACGAAGCCACGGCGGCCACCCUGAGGAAGAAGCACGCGGACAGCAUGGCCGAGCUCGGGGAGCAGAUAGACAACCUGCAGAGGGUCAAGCAGAAGCUGGAGAAGGAGAAGAGCGAGCUGAAGAUGGAGAUCGAUGACCUGGCCAGCAACAUGGAGACCAUCUCCAAGUCCAAGGUACCUGACUCCCUCAUCUUAGCAAGGGAGCUGAGCCAUCAAGUGGAAGAGAAGGAGUCUCUGAUUUCACAGCUCACCAAAGGCAAGCAGGCCCUCACCCAGCAGGUGGAGGAGCUUAAGAGGCAACUGGAAGAAGAAACCAAGGCCAAGAACGCGCUGGCCCACGCGCUGCAGUCCUCCCGCCACGACUGUGACCUGCUGCGGGAACAGUACGAGGAAGAGCAGGAGUCCAAGGCCGAGCUGCAGAGGGCGCUGUCCAAGGCCAACAGCGAGGUGGCCCAGUGGAGGACCAAAUAAGAGACGGACGCCAUCCAGCGCACAGAGGAGCUGGAGGAGGCCAAGAAAAAGCUGGCACAGAGGCUCCAGGAAGCAGAGGAGAACACAGAGGCGGUGAGCGCUAAGUGCGCCUCCCUGGAGAAGACCAAGCAGAGGCUUCAGGGGGAAGUGGACGAUCUGAUGCUGGACUUGGAACGCACCAACACAGCCCGCGUCGUCCUGGACAGGAAGCAGAGAGACCUGGAUAAGGUCCUUGCAGAGUGGAAGCAAAAGCUGGACAAGAGUCAGGCUGAGUUGGAAGCUGCUCAGAAAGGAUCUAGGUCACUUGGUACCGAAAUCUUCAAGAUGCAGAAUGCCUACGAGGAGGUGGUGGACCAGCUGGAGACCCUGAGGCGGGAGAACAAAAAUCUGCAAGAAGAGAUUUCCGACUUAACCGAGCAGAUUGCGGAAACGGGCAGGAACCUUCAGGAAGUGGAAAAGACCAAGAAGCAGGUGGAGCAGGAAAAGUCAGACCUCCAGGCUGCCCUGGAGGAGGCGGAGGGUUCCCUGGAACACGAAGAGAGCAAGAUCUUGCGCGUCCAACUGGAGUUGGGCCAGGUGAAAUUGGAGCUUGACCGCAGGGUCACUGAGAAGGACGAAGAAAUCGAGCAGCUGAAGAGAAACAGCCAGAGGGCCGCAGAGGCCGUGCAGGGCUUGCUGGAUGCGGAGGUCCGGAGCCGGAACGAGGCCCUGAGGCUGAAGAAGAAGAUGGAGGGCGACCUCAACGAGAUGGAGGUGCAGCUGGGCCAUUCCAGCCGCCAGGUGGCAGAGACCCAGAGACACCUGCGCACCGUGCAGGGCCAGCUCAAGGACUCGCAGCUGCACCUGGACGACGCCCUCAGGAGCAACGAGGACCUCAAGGAGCAGCUGGCCACUGUGGAGCGCAGGAACGGCCUCCUGCUGGAGGAGCUGGAGGAGAUGAAGGCGGCCCUGGAGCAGGCGGAGCGGACCCGCAGGCUGUCCGAACAGGAGCUGCUGGACACCAGCGACCGUGUGCAGCUGCUGAACUCGCAGAACACGAGCCUGAUAAAUACCAAGAAAAAGCUGGAGGCCGACAUAGCACAGUGCCAGGCGGAGGUGGAGAACUCGAUGCAGGAGUCCAGAAACGCGGAGGAGAAGGCCAAGAAGGCCAUCACUGAUGCGGCCAUGAUGGCCGAGGAGCUGAAGAAGGAGCAGGACACCAGCGCCCACCUGGAGCGGAUGAAGAAGAACCUGGAGCAGACGGUGAAGGACCUUCAGCACCGUCUGGACGAGGCCGAGCAGCUGGCCCUGAAGGGCGGGAAGAAGCAGAUCCAGAAGCUGGAGAACCGGGUGCGGGAGUUGGAAAGUGAGUUGGACGCUGAGCAGAAGAGGGGGGCCGAAGCUCUGAAGGGGGCUCACAAAUACGAGCGCAAAGUCAAGGAAAUGACGUACCAGGCCGAGGAGGACCACAAGACCAUCCUGAGGCUCCAGGACCUCGUGGACAAGCUUCAGGCCAAAGUGAAGGCUUACAAGAGGCAGGCCGAGGAGGCCGAGGAGCAGGCCACCACGCAGAUGUCCAGGUGCCGGAGGGUCCAGCACGAGCUGGAGCAGGCGGAGGAGCGGGCGGACAUCGCCGAGUCCCAGGUCAACAAGCUGCGGGCCAAGAGCCGCGAUGCGGGGGGCCAGAAGAUGGAAGAAUGAGGCCUUCCGGAUGCCGGUUGCCAUGGGACACCUCGG